GCCGAACCCAAUCCCGACCAGAUUGAAACCUUGCUCGAGGCGCGCGGAUGGCGAUCGCGAGUGCCAAUGCCGCCGUGCAGCAGCUCUUGCUGAGCCACAUGGGCCUCGGGCCCAAGUUCAACUACCGGUCGCUCGUUGCCGCGCCCGAGUUCGCGGCGCUCAAGUACAAACAGACGCUCCUCACGCAUGCUUGCGUCACGCGGAGCUCGCCCGUUGUCAUGGACGUCCUCCUCUUCCUGUCGCACACCAUGUCGGAGGCGCUCUUCCACGCCGAGCUGUGUCUGCCCAAGCACCUCUUUGCGCUCGACCACUGGGCCAACCACCUUCGCCAGCAGCAGCGUAGCCACCAGAGCACCGUCUUUGUAUCGCUGCGUGAUUACCCGCUCAUUGCGCUCUUCAAAAGCGUCGGGCGCACCAGCGAGCUGGCCGCCGAAGUCACGCGCUUGGUCCUCGCAGAGCCCGAUGCACAGCGCGCGCGUGCUUGGGUCGACGAGGCCAAGGCCCUCUUUUCCAACACAGUGAGCACGUCCUGGCUCGAAGCCCAGCUGCGGCAACACAUUUCGUUCCAGCAGCUUUUGCAUCAAACCGAGGCGCGGGACCAGCGGACGGCGCCGGCGGCGAUGGCCAAGGCGGGCUACUGCGACAAGCGAUCGUCGAAAGGGGCGGCGGGCCUCAAUUGGCACAAGCGCUUUCUCGUGCUGGAUGGCCACCGGUUCUGUUACUUCAAGCACGACUACGACAAGAUGGAAAAGUCGACCAACCCCUUCUUGGACAAGAAGCCGCGCGGCGAGCUCGUUUUGGACCAAUCGGUGAGCGUCCGACCGGCCGUGCACGACUCGAGCACGCGCGCCAAGCAGCUCCAACGACCGUACUGCGUCGAGGUGCUCAUCCGCGGCGUGCCAAUAAUCCUCUUUGAUGCGUGGACCAAGAUGAAUCAGGCCGAGUGGCUCACCGCGUUCGAGGCCAACAUUCAGCGAACUUCAUUCGACCCGAUCUGGCUGCGCUUCCCGCGCCCUUGUGUGCUGACGAUGACAUUGGCUCAAUUCCUUCGCUACACCAUGCUGUACCCAGACGACUCGUCGACGACCGACGACCAGAACGGGUAUGUCUGGGACGCACAUCGCGUUCGGAGCCUCCAAGCGGCCUUCAACAUUGACGCCAACCGCAUUUUGUACGCCGCGCUGGUGCACUGCGCAGUGUUGCACGAAUGGGACGCCCUCGAAGCGCUCACUCGCCCCGGAAAGGUCAAGCGGCUCUUCACGUCCCAGCCGCAAUCGACGAUCGGAUUUGGCGCCUUUUUGGACGCUGCCAUCGAGUACAAGGCCCCACCACCCGUGCUAGCGAGCUACAAAGCGGCGUACGCCAAGCAAACAACGGGCUGGGUCUCCCAGCUCACGGUCGCAUAGACGCCAACCGAUUAGGUAUAGUGCCAACAUGAGUACUUCAGUAAUAGUGUAAUGUUCAUACUGUAUUGUAAAGCCA
Messenger RNA from Saprolegnia parasitica CBS 223.65, 1482 nucleotides. RefSeq lists its product as hypothetical. The coding region runs from base 48 to 1406 and encodes 452 amino acids. Gene Ontology annotation, cellular component: cytoplasm. NCBI's taxonomy places the organism in Eukaryota, Oomycota, Saprolegniomycetes, Saprolegniales, Saprolegniaceae. Gene Ontology annotation, biological process: intracellular protein transport; vacuolar transport. The transcript has 4 exons. The record is from RefSeq and is a predicted model, not a curated record.